GCAGAUGCUCGAUGGAUGGGCAACCCGCUUUCACGCCGCCAUGUCGAUUCAGCAACCGCCUGAACCUGGGGCAGCGAACCUCGAAAGCCCCGUGACCGGGGCCGAAAGGACCACCUCAUAUCCUGGAGAGUCAACCAGAAAGCAGCCACCGCCGGAAAAGCCGUCCGACGUGCGGCGACGCUCCCACAUCAUCCUCUCGUUCUGGCUGAUUGUCCUCUUUCUCGGCCUGCCGAUCUGGUGGAAGACGACGACCAUCUACCGCGCCGACCUGCCUUUGCAGGAGAUGCUUGACUGGUCUGAUGGCAAGGCGUGCCGUCCCGUCUUCCCUCUGCGCAUCUCCAUCCAAGCCAAUGCGCUGCAGGAGCAGGAAGCUCAGAACCUCCUCCGGCUCACCCAGCAUGCCCUCGACGACCUCAAUGACUUUUCCGGGCACCACUUGCGGCUUCGGCUAGCGCCGCCCUCUGCAGCCAGCCAUCACGACCGCGAGAGCGUCUUGACAAUCCGACUAGUUCCGGGAGAGGCAGCGACGGCCAAGUUCGACGCGCACGAGCCGGUCCUCGACAUAACAUACCCGCCGAAUUCCAUCCCCUCGCCCACCUCGUCAUCCUCUCCUCUCGCGACUUACGUGGCAGGACAGCUGCGGUCGGCAUUCGCCGAGGAGCAGGCCACCAUUUCGUACCUCCUGUCGACCAACUCGGUUCCUUCAGACCACCGGCCGCAGGGGCUUUCUUCAGAGGUAGCCGACUCGCUCGCGAAACGAACCACCAGGGCCCUGAAGUACGCGCCAACAUAUCAUCUCACCUUUUCCCUCUUUACAAGCGGGCCGCUUCCGAGCAGCUGGGAUAUCGACGGGGCAAUUGAGGAGUACAUGAAGCCUGUGCUCGACGUGCUCUCGCCGAUCCACAACUUCACCAUCGACACCCAGGUGCAACUGUAUGCAACCCCCGGGGUCCAGAAUCAAGUGCUCAGCAAGGAGGACCUUUCAUCAUUUAUCAAUGCCGCCGAGUGGCCGCUGUCGCCGUCCAUUGGGGGCGCACCGACGGUCAACUUUAUCGUGUUUAUAGGAAACCAGACCAUUGCGCCGUCGUCGCAGAGUCCCGACGACGGCGACACGGAGGGACCUGCUUCACACUCGUGGCUGAUCCCGCAAUGGGGCACCGUCUACCUGCUCCCCCUUCCCCACGAUACGGCACACCUCUCGGUCGAGGCGCUCAAGCAGCCCCUCCUGACCUUUACGUCGCACCUCCUCGCCCUGACGGGCACCCCGCAAUCAGGCUCCCUGCCUCUGCGCCUCUCGACGCUGUCCCGGAUCCGCUCCGCGGACCUCCUCCUGCGCGCGUCGUCCACGCUCGGCUCGCUCGCGCGCCUGGCCCUCGCCCUUCCCUCCAUCUCCAUCCCGAGCCGCGUCGCAGACGGCGUGUCCAAGACGAUUCACCAUCUGCGCCUGGCCUGCGAGACGCUCGGCGAGCCCGAGGGGCUUGCGCACGCGCGAAUCGCCGAGGCGGAGGCGGAGCGGGCCUUCUUCGAAAAGAGCAUGGUCGGCCAGCUAUACUUCCCUGACGAGCACAAGGUUGCCGUGUACCUGCCGCUUCUGGGGCCCGUCGCCGUGCCGCUGGUGAUGGGGUUGCUGAAUGAGCUAAGGGCGUGGGUGAAGCGCAGGCGAGAGGCGGCAGAGGUUGGGGAGGCAAAGAAGAGUGAGUAGCAGGGUGAUGCAUAUAACAUAUAUAUAUAUACCUGGCUAUGCUGGCGUUUCCUGAUUUUCCACUUGUGUAUUUCAGUCGUUAGUUGUUCGUACAGUAAUCAGCCUAAAGAAUGACGAGUUGUUAUAUCCC
Molecule: messenger RNA, 1832 nt
Organism: Thermothelomyces thermophilus ATCC 42464
Lineage: Eukaryota; Fungi; Ascomycota; Sordariomycetes; Sordariales; Chaetomiaceae
Exons: 2
Coding region: 41-1702 (553 amino acids)
Biological process (GO): attachment of GPI anchor to protein
Cellular component (GO): GPI-anchor transamidase complex
Source: RefSeq, a predicted model, not a curated record